Molecule: messenger RNA, 1833 nt
Organism: Cheilinus undulatus (humphead wrasse)
Lineage: Eukaryota; Metazoa; Chordata; Actinopteri; Labriformes; Labridae
Gene: apobec2a
Product: apolipoprotein B mRNA editing enzyme, catalytic polypeptide-like 2a
Exons: 4
Coding region: 94-837 (247 amino acids)
Biological process (GO): cytidine to uridine editing
Cellular component (GO): cytoplasm; nucleus
Molecular function (GO): RNA binding; cytidine deaminase activity
Source: RefSeq, a predicted model, not a curated record
CUCUCUGUGUCUCUCCUCUCUGCAGCUUGGUGUCUCUCCUCUUUUCUCCUCCUUAUUUCAGUUUGAAUCUGUUCUGAUCUCGUUGGCGCCACAAUGGCUGAUAAAAGUCAUUCUGGAAGAAGGAAGGAGAGGAAAGAGAAGGAGUCAGCCGAAGUGACUAAGGAGACUAAGAAUCAAGGAGAAAAGGAGAAAGGAGAAAAGGAGAGAGGAGAGAAGGAGAAAGGAGACGAGGCUGCAAAAGAAUCUGAACAGAAUGGAGAGCCUCAGGUAGAACCCAUGGAACUGCCUCCAUUUGAAAUCAUUGCUGGAGACCGGAUCGACCCAUUUGUUUUUAAGUUCCAGUAUAAGAAUGUGGAGUACUCGUCAGGUCGUAAUAAGACUUUCCUGUGUUACCUGGUGGACCGAGGGAACAUAGUCAAUAGCCUGCUGAGAGGAUACCUGGAGGAUGAACACACCGGGGCCCAUGUGGAGGAGGCCUUCUUCACCCAGUGCCUGCCAGACUACGACCCUGCCCUAAAAUACACCAUCACAUGGUAUGUGUCAUCCAGUCCCUGCUCCGCCUGUGCAGCAAAGAUCGCUGAAUUCUUGAAGGGGAAGAAAAACAUCAAACUCACCAUCUUUUCUGCUCGUCUGUUUGAGUGGGAGGAAUUGGAAAUACAGGACGGACUGAAGAUGCUGAACGCUGCCGGCUGUAAGCUGAGGGUGAUGAAACCGUUGGACUUCUCCUACAUGUGGGACACGUUUGUGGAGAACGAAGACCAACCUCUGAACCUGUGGGAGGACUGUAAAGAAAACUACGAGUAUUAUCAAGAGAGGCUGGCUGACAUUUUACAGUGAAAAUGGAUUGGACCGUCAGUCGUCACAUUGCGUCUUCGAAGAGGACUCUUAGUUAUUUAUUAAAAAAUUAUUAGGAUAUUCAAAUGAGUAUUAUUGAAAUUAAAACCAGAGAAAAGAGCUUAGUGAUGAUCGCUUAAAGGACUUUAUUUAAAUUUUCACUGGUUUUAUUUCUGAAUUCUGUAAAUCAGUUUUGUCCUCACAACACAGAGCUUCACGUUUUUUAUUUUCAUUUUGUUUAAUUUUAUUUCAUUUUAAUCAAUUUUAGUUUUUUAUUUUAUUUUAUUCUAUUUUACUUCAUUUUAUUUCAUUUUUUCACCCAGUCAUUUGUUGAUGGUAGCAGUUUGUGUUUCUUCUCAUUUAAAAAGUGAAUUAAAAUAAAGAAAGUUAAUAUAAUUCAUGUUAUUAUUAUUUUAAAUGCCAUAAUAGAAUGAAUAAUGACCUGUUCAGUAUAUAUUUAUCUGUCUAUAUUUAUGCUGACGUUUAAAUCUGUUGAUAUAAAAUGAUAAGUCUUUUUUACUGUCUGUUUUCCACCCUCAGAUCUGCUCACUGUUGGAAAAUUAAUUUAAAAAAAUGAAAACUUUAUGUUUCUAGUUUGAUUCAUCAUUUUUUGUUGGGAUUCGCUGUUUAAAUUUAAAAACCUUAUCUCUGUGACAUCAGUAACAGACCAGCGUGGAUUAUCCUUAGAUUGAUAGCAGAAUAUGAAAGUGUACAUAUUCAUCCUAACCAAUGACAGAAGGUUUUUAGUAAUCAUUAAAAAAACGUAAACUUCUUAAAAUGUGAUCACAUAACAAUAAUCUUUAUUAUCAUCAAAGCAGGACUGCUUAAUACAAGAGGUUUGAUUUUAAAAUAUAGAAGGAUUUUAAUAAGGUUUUACAUUUUUAUUAAAACAAUUAUCUGUCAUCAAAUCGAGACUGUUUAAAACCAGAGGUCUGAUGUUUUAUGUUUCUGCAAUGGUUAAUACACCAAUAUGUAGAAGCUCUUUGACCCAAAUGAUAU